Molecule: messenger RNA, 3878 nt
Organism: Lethenteron reissneri (Far Eastern brook lamprey)
Lineage: Eukaryota; Metazoa; Chordata; Hyperoartia; Petromyzontiformes; Petromyzontidae
Product: tumor necrosis factor receptor superfamily member 19L-like
Biological process (GO): apoptotic process
Molecular function (GO): protein binding
Source: RefSeq, a predicted model, not a curated record
UUCAUCCAACACCCGGCACCCGGCACAAAGCGACAGACAGAGCGAGAGAGAGAGAGAAGAGAGCAGGCAGACGAAAGAGACCCGGGGAGAGAGCAGGGGAGAGAUCUAAACGUAGAGAGAGAAGCGAGGAGACACGCAGGGAGAAACAGGGAGGGAGACGAGCAGAGAGAGAGAGAGACACGCGGGGAGAGACGCGCAGAGAGAGACACGCGGGGAGACGAGCAGAGAGAGAGAGACACGCGUUUGAGAGACGAGCAGAGAGAGACACGCGGGGAGAGACGCGCAGAGAGAGACACGCGGGGAGAGACGAGCAGAGAGAGAGAUACGCGGGGAGAGACGCGCAGAGAGAGAGAGAGAGAGACCCGCGGAGUGACCGAGAGAGGCGGGGAGCGAGGGAGAGACGGUGGAAGAGACGGAGAGACGGGGCCGGGGAGUCGGGAGAGUCGGAGGAGUCGCGCCGCGGAGCGAGGCUCUGCGGAGUCCGAGGAGCAGGGUCGGAUGUCAGGCGAGGGUCGUGAGGAUGCGGACGAAGCCGAGCCACCUUUACCUCUACCUGCCCGCGGUGUCGUGUCUACUCGUGGUGAUGGGGCUGCCCCCGGCACUGCCCCUCCCUGCCCCUUGUGCCAAGCACGAGUACCGGGACCCCCAUGGGACCUGCGCCCCCUGCCCACGCUGCCCCCCCGGGCAGGAGCUUGACCAGGAGUGCGGCGCGGGACGUGGAGGACUGGGCCUCGGUUGCCGGCCAUGCCCCCAGGGCACUUUCUCAGCGGCGGGCACGGCACCGUGCGUGCCCCACGCGGCCUGCGCGGGACGUCUCUCGCGGAGCGAGCGCAAGCGCGGGUCCAUGACGGCCGACAGCGAGUGCGGCCCGUGCCUACCCGGGUUCUUCAGUCCUGGGGAGGCAGGAGACGCGAGCCCCCCAGUGCCGUGCUCGCCCUGCAGCGCCGCCCCCGCCGGAACGGCCGCGUGUGACGGAGGGACCACGACAUCACCAACAAUAAUCACUGCCCCGUCGACAGAGGCGGUCGCACGGACGGGGACUCGCGGGGGGAAGCUGCCAGGGCUACAGGACGACCCCGUGGAAGCACCAGGCAGGGCCAGUGGGGAACGGCAACAGCAGACCCAUGGCGAUGAUCGUCAUCAUCAUGAUCAUCAUCAUCAGCAGCAAGAGGAAGACGACACGAGCGGCGGGUCAGCCAGCACAGCGGGCACCGAAUCCCCGGCCCCACGGGCCCCGGGCCCCGGCGUCCGCACGGCCACGGCGACCCCGCCGGCCUUCCCGACCCCCGAGACAUCGGAGAGCGCCGCGGUGGUGGAGGGGAGCCCGCGACCCCUGCCCGACUUCGGCUUCUUCGUGCUGGUGCCGGUGUUUGGGCUCACGGGGCUGCUCGGGGUCCUCGUCUGCCACACGCUCAAGGCGCGCCGGGCCCGCGGCGCCACGGAGAGCGUCGGCGGCGGCGGAGGAGGAGGGGGCGGAGGGGGCUCGGGGCUCGCGGGCGCCGACUGCAAGGAAGGUGCGAGCUUGCUGCUGCCGACUGCCCAGUACUACGCCGGUAACGAAGACACGAUUGGCCAGCUGGUGAAAUACUUUCUGCACAAGAACGGAAACGUGGAGGCUCUGCAAGCCUUGGCCAUGGAAUGUGGGCGACUGGAGACUACGGACAGCAUGGCGAGCGGCUUCUGCUCACCGUCCGAGACUCCGCAGCACUGCCAGCUGUCCCCCCUGCACUCCCCCCCUCCGCAUCACCACCACCACCAGCAGCAGCAGCACCAGCAGCAGCAGGCGCCCCCCCCGGGCUGGCUGCACGCGCACACGGUGCACGCCUCGCACUCGCGCUGCGCCUGCACGCGCUGCCGCCACACGCUCUGGACACAGCUGCCCUGGACCCCCUGCCCCCCAAUCGGCGCGAGGACGACACCCAGCCGCCAGGGGCGCCCUGCGGACGCCGCGGGUCAGGCCAUCGGCAGGUUCCGCGUGAGCCAAAUCCCCGAGCAGAGGGAGUGGGGGAGCGCGGCCGAGGAGAAGAAUCUCCUGGAGAUGAGCGACAGCGACGGGGACGACUCGGCGAGCGGCCACAUGGCUCUCGACAAUCCCGGGGGGCCCGGGGCCCCCCAAUCCCACCACCCGCUCCCCCGGGCGCAGACCGACACUAAGCUUUGUUUGUUAGCGUGAGUUGUGGGGGGCUAGAGCCCCCCCCCUCCCCCAACCAACCACAGUUCACGAAACUCAGCUAACUAUAACAACAGCCAAUUCCUAACCGCAUGAAGUAUUAUCGUGGUGCAGGAGGGAAUCGCUGCUGCUACUGCGUCUGUCGCUACACCAGCCUCCCCCCCCCCACUGCCCCAGUAUAAGAGUGGGCGAGCGUGUGCGUUAGACCUCUUGUUCAUCCGCAUCGGCUUUAAUAACAGAGGGCACAUUUCAGACUCGGGGACGAGUGGUUGGCGGUGCCCCCGCGGUUGAGCCGGCUCCUGCGGUGCGCCGAGUCGAUGGCCCACCGCCCGGAGGCCGCCCGUGGGUGGGACGGCGCGGGGCCAUGGCGGCACGCCGCACGACCACCGCGCACCGCGUGGCCGUGCGGAAGCUCUUCACAACGGUUCCUAUUCCUCCGCCGCGAAGGGCACAACAGCAGCGAGCGUGAGUCUGUGCGCGAGCGAGCGAGCGUGAGUCUGUGCGCGAGCGAGCGAGCGUGAGUCUGUGCGCGAGCGAGCGAGCGUGAGUCUGUGCGCGAGCGAGCGAGCGUGAGUCUGUGCGCGAGCGAGCGAGCGUGAGUCUGUGCGCGAGCGAGCGAGCGUGAGUCUGUGCGCGAGCGAGCGAGCGUGAGUCUGUGCGCGAGCGAGCGAGCGUGAGUCUGUGCGCGAGCGAGCGAGCGUGAGUCUGUGCGCGAGCGAGCGAGCGAGUGGGAGCGUGCUCGGUGAUUAGCACACUGCGCAAUGAACCCCGGCGGCCCGAGUUCAAUUCCCACUCGCGGCCAAUAAUGGUGGCAGAUAUUUUUUAACCUCCUCCGAGGUCGACUCAGCUUUCACUGAGUAGCCUGGUGCAGUGUGUAAACCUUAGUACUGGGGAGACAAAGACGGCCGGGUGUGGUGCUGGCCACCCACUCGACCUCGUGUGCAGUGUCGGACUUGAUAGGUGCUGGCUAACAGCGUUUGCCCCCAACGGUCUGUUAAAGGCUAUACGGGGGAUCUUGAUCUUUGCGUGAGUGUGCGUGUGUGUGUGCGCGUGUGCGAGUGAGCGUGGGCUGCAGGACAGACAGGGUUUCACGGGGACAUUUUUCCCGAAAAGCCACCGCGUGAACAUUCGGAGCACACGUCUCCAGCUCUGAGCAAUUCGCAUUUCAGUUUGGGUCUCCGUGCGAUGGUCACUGGCGCCACUGUCGUCAGUGAGAGGGGGCACCGCCGCCGAGUUUGUGGAUCAGAGGCAGCCGAACGGGCCUCGGAAGCGGUUCCGUGAUAUCACCUUCCACGGGCCGCUCUCCGACCGUCACACAGCUCACAGCUAGAGGUCCAAAUGAACAUUUCUGUCUUCGCGAUGGCGCUCGGCACAGUGAAGCUACCCAUUGCGUUAAGUUGCGGUUGUGGUCGGCCGCGUCAGACAGCUGAAGUGAAAAUAUUAAUUUGGUGGGGAACUCACUCCAGAAAGUUGGGGUUGAUCUUCUCUUGAGUUGUCUUUGUGCAGCUGACCACCACACGCAGAGAGGGGCAGCCGAUGCAGAUGGACUCUCCACAAAUCGUGGAGCCAUCCCGAGGGCACGAUCCUCCUCCGCCCCCCACUUAAGCUGACUGGUUUACACGCACGCAGGGCUUAAUCUCAUGGAAUACAGCCAGGGCCCCCCAACUCCCGGAUCCCACCCCGCCAACCCCCCCCCCCCGCCCCCCCU